AUGUCUCCGCUUCCUCUCAUAGCGAUCUGCGGAACGACUGGGGUUGGCAAGUCUAAACUUGCUGUCGAGCUUGCUCUUCGACUACGCCAGGAGAUUUUCGCGAAUGGUUGGAAUGGCGCAAGAAUCCUGAAUGCUGAUUCGAUGCAAGUCUACGACGGGAUGGAUGUGAUCACCAACAAGCUUCCCGUCUCGGCGAGGCAUGGUGUUGAGCACCUUCUGAUGAGCUUCAAAAAACCUGGAGAGCAAUAUGUCGUCGGUCAAUGGGUUCAUGAUGCUAUGCAGGCGAUAGAGGAGACGCAUGCUAGAAGACAGAUUCCCAUUGUCGUUGGUGGAACAUCCUAUUGGAUCCAACAUCUCAUAUUUCCAGACCGGUUGGCUACAGAACCGAUCUCAUCUGGCUCAAGCUCUGCCUCCUUCAUCUCAGAAGACCUUAUAAAAUCAACAGCCACAUUGCCGUCCGAUCUCCUGAAUCUUUUCAACAACCUCCCGGAGACACCACCCGUAGCAUCCGAAGACCCACAGGCAGCAUUUGCUUUGCACUCCCUGCUCUCUACACUUGACCCUGUGGUCGCCGGCCGAUGGCAUUGGAAAGACACACGGAAGGUCCUGCGAAGCCUAGUCAUUACGAGAGACAGUGGGCGAAGACCAAGCGACAUAUUCUCCGAACAGUCCAAGACAGCGUUGCGCCCUAGGUCGGUAUACGACACGCUGUGUUUCUGGUUAUAUGCAGACCCGAAAUCUUUGAAUCCUCGUCUUGACAGACGUGUUGAGGAGAUGGUUCAGCAAGGCCUCUUGGACGAAAUACGUACUAUGCGAAGCAUUGCUUCCCGAGCUCCAUCUUCCAGUACGGAAGGGAAUAAUCAGUCUUCAACAGAAUAUACGUUGGGAAUCUACCAAUCAAUCGGUUACAGGGAAUUCCAUGAAUACCUCAAUGCAGCGUCACCAUCAGAGAAAGCGUUUGCAGAAGCUGUCGAUGAUAUGAAGCUCUCCACUCGGAAGUAUGCUAAGCGGCAGGUAUCUUGGAUUCGUAACAAGCUCCUGCCUGCAAUGUAUGCUGCACAGCCAAGUAAAGAACUAGCCACGGCAGUUGCAUAUCUGCUAGAUGCAACAGAACUUGGAGACCAAUGGACAACUAACGUGAAAGAAGUCGCCUUCCAAAUCACACAAGGGUUCCUGAAACAGGCGCCACUUCCCGACCCUCGCUCGCUAUCGAUAGCUGCGAUGAAUAUGCUAUCCGUGAGGAGCAAACCAGCCAAGUAA
This is a messenger RNA of Heterobasidion irregulare TC 32-1, 1260 nucleotides long. RefSeq lists its product as uncharacterized. The record is from RefSeq and is a predicted model, not a curated record. Gene Ontology annotation, cellular component: mitochondrion. The coding region runs from base 1 to 1260 and encodes 419 amino acids. Gene Ontology annotation, molecular function: tRNA dimethylallyltransferase activity. NCBI's taxonomy places the organism in Eukaryota, Fungi, Basidiomycota, Agaricomycetes, Russulales, Bondarzewiaceae. Gene Ontology annotation, biological process: tRNA modification. The transcript has 7 exons.